Molecule: messenger RNA, 716 nt
Organism: Alternaria rosae
Lineage: Eukaryota; Fungi; Ascomycota; Dothideomycetes; Pleosporales; Pleosporaceae
Exons: 2
Coding region: 340-561 (73 amino acids)
Source: RefSeq, a predicted model, not a curated record
CACCCUCCCCAUCCCCUCCCUCCGUAUCAAUCUGCUGGUUCAGCACAAUACUAUAAACACUCGCCUUGAGCAACGUAAACACCAAACUCGUUUUCCUUUCUAAUCCGCGGAGGCCAUCGAGGAUAGCGGCGCUGGGGUUGUUAGAGAGCGUGAGGAGGAGGGAUGAUAAAUUAUUCAAAUUCCCCAAUAACCUCGCAUAUUCGUCCAAGACUUCUUGUUCCAGCGGACUGAGAGUUUCUUCUCCUUCGGAGGUUUGUGAUGUCGCGAAGUUUUGUUCUGCGCCGGAUGCUGCUGUGGGUUCUGAAGCCAUGAUUGCUUCCCUUGUGUGAAUUGUAUACGAUGCGUGGAGCUGAGGUAGCUGUGUGGAUGGGUGGAUGGGUGGGUAGGUUCUUGCUAUGCGUGUGCGCGUGCGUGUGUAUAGAAGACAGGGAGUGUAGGAGAUCGGGCAGCGGCGGGGUGAAUUGGUUUCGCUGGAUGCGCGUUCGUGUGCGGCUUGGAAUGUACUGCGUAGCUUGCUCAAGAAUGAUUCCCGAUACAAGAUUCUCGAUUUCGAUUUCGUAGGGUGGUUCGCGUGCCGGUAUCUGUCAAGGUAACUAUAUCGUGUCUUGGCCGUCGCUAUCGCGUUGUUUGACAAGAAACAAGGGUUCUCGCGAAUCGUUGUCGCGUCUUCCCCGCAAACUCCGCGUUGGUCCAUGCGUUCUUACCCUCAAAUCACU